Molecule: messenger RNA, 1005 nt
Organism: Insectozyma verbasci
Lineage: Eukaryota; Fungi; Ascomycota; Pichiomycetes; Serinales; Debaryomycetaceae
Source: the annotation of a GenBank genome assembly
AUGAAAUAUUCUACAGCUUUAACGUUAUUAGCUACUUUAUCAACCAUCUCGGCAGCUCCAUCAACAACUACCGAAAAUGUUUUAGUUAAAAGACAAGUUUCAUCAUUAUCAAAAAGAGAAGCUCAAGAUAUUGAUGCUUUAGUUGCACACAUUAAUUCAUAUACUGAAAAAAGAGAUGCUAUAGAUAUGGAAUUAAUGAGAAGAGAUUAUGCUAUAGUCACUGAUGUUUUAACCGCUAUUAAUCAAACACAAUUAGCUCCUAAAAUUUUAGAUUACUUUAUUUCUUCACCAACUUUUGAACCAAUUAUUGUUAAUGUUUUAAUUGCAGUUAUGAAAAGUGGUGUUAUUUCAUUACAAGCAGUUUUAGAUGCUUUAGUUAGUUCAAAUUUAGCAGUUAAUGUUAUUAAUGAUUUAAUUUCAGAUUGUUCAUUAUAUGUUGAAUUAUUUAAUGCAGCCGAACAAGUUAUUUCAGAUUUAGCUAAUAGCGUUAAAGAUUUAAUUGAUCAAGGUGUCAAUUCAUUAAUUACAAGAGAUGAAGAUGAUCAAUCUUUACAACCUUAUAUUGUUGAUAAAAGAUUAGAUUUAGAUUCAGUAGUUGAUAAUUUAUUAGAUUCAUUAUAUCAAUCUGGUUUAGCAAGUUCAGUAGUUAGAGAUGUUUUAACAAAUUCAAAUUAUUUAAAUUUUGCAGUUGAUUUAAUUAAAGCAAUGUUGGCUAAUAAUUUAAUUAAUUUAAGUUCAAUUUUAGACGCAUUAACAGAAUCAGGUUUAAUUACUCAAUUAUUCCAAGAAUUAGUUAACUUAAAUACUUUAGGAACUGUUGCAGAAACUGCUUUCGCUGCUUAUUCAGGUACUUGUACUGGAUCAGGUGUUCCAUCAGUUGCUAAUCCACCAUCAACAAAUACUCCAAGUACCGGUGGAAACUCAAAUUCAGGUACAAAUGCUAAUGUAUCAAAUCCAUGUAAAAAAAGAAAAGUUAGAAGAAGAAAAAGAAGAUCAAAUUAUUAA